CGGACACUCCCAAGCACGCGGUUUCCUCCCUGGCUGCUCCUGAGGCACCGUUGGAGACCAGAACGAGGCUGAGAGAUUUAUAUUGGUAAAAGGAGGUCUUCUGUCAGAAGUUGUAGUUGAGCAUUGGAAAAAGGAUGGAAGAGAAGGACAAAAAACAGCAUCGCAAGAAGCACAGUGGGCCAAAGUCUGGCAAGAAAAAGAAGCGUCAUUUGAAAGAUUUGGGACUUGAAGAUGAGGAAGAUGCCCGGAAGAGAAACCCAAAGGCCUUUGCUGUCCAGUCUGCGGUCCGGAUGGCCAGAACAUUCCACAGGACUCAGGAUUUGAAGACAAAAAAGCAUCAUAUUCCAGUGGUUGAUCGCACUCCGUUAGAGUCUCCACCUGUGGUGGUGGUCGUAGUUGGCCCUCCAAAAGUUGGAAAGAGCACCUUGAUAAAAUGUCUGAUUAAGAAUUUCACAAGACAGAAGUUGGUUGAAAUCCGAGGUCCUGUAACAAUUGUGUCAGGUAAAAAGCGUAGGCUAACCAUAAUUGAAUGUGGAUGUGAUAUUAAUGCAAUGAUUGAUUUGGCUAAAGUUGCUGAUCUGGUUUUGAUGCUUAUUGAUGCCAGUUUUGGAUUUGAAAUGGAAACAUUUGAAUUUCUGAACAUUUGCCAGGUUCAUGGCUUUCCCAAAAUCAUGGGCGUUCUUACACACUUGGAUACCUUCAAGAAUAACAAACAGCUCAAGAAGACUAAAAAGAGAUUAAAACACAGAUUCUGGACUGAAGUGUAUCAGGGUGCCAAGUUGUUCUAUCUCUCUGGGAUGGUCCAUGGAGAAUAUCAAAAACAGGAAAUCCACAACCUGGGGCUCUUUAUUUCCGUUAUGAAAUUCCGUCCUCUUACGUGGCAGACAUCUCAUCCAUAUGUUCUAGCAGACAGGAUGGAAGACUUGACAAACCCAGAAGAUAUCAGAGUUAAUCCAAAGUGUGACAGGAAAGUUUCACUUUAUGGUUACUUAAGAGGAGCACACUUGAAAAACAAAAGCCAAAUACACAUGCCAGGUGUAGGAGAUUUCACUGUGAGUGAUGUCAGCUUCCUGCCAGACCCUUGUGCCCUUCCUGAGCACCAAAAGAAACGCUCCUUAAAUGAGAAGGAGAAGCUGAUUUAUGCCCCACUGUCUGGUGUGGGGGGUUUAGUAUAUGACAAAGAUGCAGUUUAUAUUGACCUCGGGGGAAGUCAUUCACAUCAAGCUGAACAGGAGUAUGUGAGACCAAAUCAUGAAUUAGUCCAAAGCCUCAUCUCCACACACUCAACCCUUGAUGCCAAGCUGGCAUCAAGCAAAGUCUCUCUCUUCAUGGAUUCCAAACCCCUAGGGACUGAGGACAUUGAAGACCAAGGCAUUUUUGCACUGCCUAAAGAAGAGAAGAAAAUGGACCCCUACACUGGGAGAGUACGUCGGAAAGCACUGUUCGAAGAUGAAGAAAAUGAAGAUGGAGGAAGUGAUGAGGAAGAUGAAGAAAUGUCUGUGGAUGACAACGGAGAUGAGAGUGAUGGUGACAACGAGGAAGGAGAACAAAGUGAUAAAGGUUUUCCAGAUCAGGAGCUGGUUUUGAGAUCAUCCAAGCAACUGAGAAAAGACGACAAAGAAGCAACACUCACGGAACUGCCAGCAUUUGCUGACAGCGAUGACAAUCUUGAGAUGAGUUCAGAUGAGGAAGAAGGAACCGGUCUUGGUGGGACCAGAGAAGAGGCAGAUGGAGAUGGACAAGGAAGCGACGAGGAGGGGGUUAAUGAUUCUAGAUCUACAACUAGAAAUACUGAUUUAUUUAAUAGACCUUUGCACUGUGAAACAGACAAAAAUGACCAGGAGUUCAGAAAUACUAGAAACCUGGGUAUAAAGGUGACCCCUACAGAUUCUGGAAACGAGACAGCUGAAGAAGCACCGGCAUCUGACUUAGAAGAAUCCUCCUUGGAGGAGGAAGGAGGAUCAACGGAUGAUUCUGAUAGUGAAGGAUCUGAUGGGGAAGCUUCCCAACCACAGAGGGCUGGAGUUAAAACACAUAAAUCGAAGUUGGUAAAAAAUGAGGAUGAUGUUGAAGAACUUUUGAAAGAGGAGGAAGAAUUUAAAGAAGCUUCUGACUUUUCUGCAGACACAGCUGGAGCACUUAAAUGGAAAGAAGGCCUUCCUCAAAAAGCAGCUGAAGCCUUUCUGAGGCAACAACAAAUGGCUCCUAAUCUCCGCAAACUUGUUUAUGGGACAGUGGCAGAGGAUGAUGAAAAUGAAGAAAAUGAAGAACUUGGAGGGUUGUUCCAUGUCAGCCGUCCCAACAAAGAAUCCAAACGAAAAGCCGAUGCUCUUGACUGCUCCAGAUUCCCUGUGGAAGUCCCACAAGAUUGGGACUUAGAUGAGGUUAUGGACAGUAUCAGAGACUGUUUUGUGACCGGAAAUUGGGAAGCUGAUAAAGAUGCAGCAAAACUGUUGAAGGACGAUGAAGAAAUCUAUGGCGAUUUUGAAGACCUUGAGACAGGAACUGUACACAAAGGCAAACCAGCUGAGCAAGAUGAUGAGGCAGCAAGUGAAGAAGAUGAUGAGGGAAAAAAUGUCAAAGCUGGUGAGGAAGCUGAAGAAAAGAAGAAGCGCUUGGAUAAGAAACGUAAACUGAAAGAAAUGUUUGAUGCUGAAUACGAUGAUGGCGAUGCCACCUACUUUGAUGACUUAAAAGAGGAGAUGCAGAAACAGGCUCAGCUUAACAGGGCUGAAUUUGAAGAUCAAGACGACGAAGCCAGAGUUCAGUAUGAGGGCUUCCGGCCUGGAAUGUAUAUCCGGAUAGAACUUGAGAAUGUCCCUUGCGAAUUGGUGUUGCAUUUUGAUCCACACUAUCCAAUUAUCCUGGGUGGCUUAGGAAACACGGAAGGAAAUGUGGGAUAUGUGCAGAUGCGCCUGAAGAAACAUCGCUGGUAUAAGAAAAUCCUUAAGACUCGGGAUCCUCUGAUAUUUUCUUUAGGCUGGAGGCGGUUUCAGACCAUGCCUAUGUACUACAUUGAAGACCAUAAUGGCCGUCACAGGCUACUUAAGUACACACCGCAACAUAUGCAUUGUGGGGCAACAUUUUGGGGUCCAAUCACGCCACAAGGGACAGGAUGUUUGGCAAUCCAGACAGUGAGGGGCACAACACCUGAUUUUCGAAUCGCUGCAACUGGAGUUGUUCUUGACUUAGAUAAGUCUAUAAGGGUUGUGAAGAAAUUAAAGCUGACUGGUCUCCCAUUCAAAAUUUACAAGAAUACAGCAUUUAUCAAGGGGAUGUUUAACUCUGUCCUAGAAGUGGCUAAAUUUGAAGGUGCAGCCAUUCGUACUGUGAGUGGUAUCCGAGGGCAGAUUAAAAAGGCCCUGCGGACCCCAGAAGGUGCUUUCAGAGCAACAUUUGAAGAUAAGUUGCUGAUGAGUGAUAUUGUCUUCAUGCGGACUUGGUAUCCUGUAUCUACCCCAGCUUUCUAUAAUCCAGUGACAUCUUUGCUCAAGCCUGUGGGUGAAAAAGACUCCUGGGCAGGAAUGAGAACAACAGGCCAGUUAAGGCACGAGAAGGGCAUCAGGCUGAAACAAAACAAGGACUCACUGUAUAAGCUCAUUGUGCGGGAGAAGAAACAUUUCAAUAAACUGCACAUUCCAAAAGCAUUGCAGAAGGCCUUGCCGUUUAAGAACAAGCCUAAGAUUCAAGAAAGAAAAGCAAAAGUCACAAAGGACAAGUGGAGACCAGCUGUUAUCAGGGAGCCUCACGAAAAGAAGAUUGCAGCACUUCUCUCUGCUUUGGGGACGGUGCACAGCUACAAGCUGAAGAAAGCCAAGGUGAAACACCGGCAGCAGCUUAAAGAACAUCUUAAAGGGAAACAGAAAGAAGAGGAAGAAAAGCUUAAGAGGCAAAAGGAAGCAAAGAAGAAACUCUUUCGCAUUAUUGGACAAAGGGAGAAGAAGAGGCAAAAGUCAAGCCUGAAGGGAUCUGCUGAAAGAGAGAAGUGAGUUUCUAGCAGGUGUCUGCCGGAAGCAAAAAAAGCAUUUAACUCUUGAGAGCCUAAUGAAGAGCGCGACCCAAAUCCUUUAUACUUUAUAAUGAAGAAAGAGACUUAAAUAUUGUAAUAAAGUUCUAGACUCCAGAGAGCUUGCCUCAGAGGCAAUGAUGGAGAGAAGCCGAUAUAACAUUUUGAAAACAGACAUCAGGUGUAAAUUAUGACUUGUUGACCCGCAAUAUGUGUAAGGAACACAAGUGCAGGCAUUGUGCCCUGCACAGUAUCUGAUCAUUAUUAAAGUGUUUUAUGGAUGAA
This is a messenger RNA of Elgaria multicarinata webbii, 4291 nucleotides long. RefSeq names its product BMS1 ribosome biogenesis factor (gene BMS1). Gene Ontology annotation, biological process: maturation of SSU-rRNA from tricistronic rRNA transcript (SSU-rRNA, 5.8S rRNA, LSU-rRNA); endonucleolytic cleavage of tricistronic rRNA transcript (SSU-rRNA, 5.8S rRNA, LSU-rRNA); ribosome biogenesis. The transcript is spliced from 23 exons. Lineage: Eukaryota; Metazoa; Chordata; Lepidosauria; Squamata; Anguidae. Gene Ontology annotation, cellular component: 90S preribosome; nucleus. Gene Ontology annotation, molecular function: GTP binding; U3 snoRNA binding; GTPase activity. Bases 135 to 3989 code for a protein of 1284 amino acids. The record is from RefSeq and is a predicted model, not a curated record.